GAAGAAUGAGAGCAAGUGAUAGAUCGGUUCUUUGAUCUUAGAAAGAGAGAGCGAGAAUGGAAGAGGAGAUGGUGCAAACUCAGACGACGAUGGUGACCACGACAGACGGAGAAGCCGCCGCCGUCUUCAAGAAAGUUAAUCGUCCUGUUACUUUGAAGUUUGCAGAUGUUGUGUACAAGGUUAAACCAGAAAAAGGAGGAUUCCUAAAGAAGUCAAAAUCCGAAGAGAAAACAAUCUUAAAAGGCAUCACAGGCAUAGUCCUGCCCGGUGAAAUGCUAGCCAUGUUAGGCCCUUCCGGUAGUGGCAAAACCACUCUCCUAACAGCACUCGGUGGCAGACUCAGUGGCCGGCUCAAAGGAACAAUUACUUACAAUGGCGAGCCCUUCUCCAACAUAAUAAAGCGAAACACCGGUUUCGUAACACAAGACGAUGUCCUCUAUCCGCACUUGACCGUUACAGAAACGCUUGUAUUCACAGCCCUUCUCCGAUUACCUAAUACUCUCACAAAAUUGGAAAAAAUUGUCUAUGCCCAAGCUGUUAUAACUCAACUCGGAUUGACCAAGUGCAGGUACAGCAUUAUCGGGGGGCCUUUUUUGAGGGGAAUUUCUGGGGGAGAGCGUAAAAGGGUGAGCAUAGGGCAAGAAAUGCUUAUUAAUCCGAGUUUGUUAUUUUUGGAUGAGCCAACAUCGGGGCUUGACUCAACGACUGCUCAAAGGAUUGUGUCGACGCUUUGGGAGCUAGCGAAUAAUGGAGGGAGAACGGUGGUGAUGACAAUACACCAGCCUUCGAGUAGGCUGUUUUACAUGUUUCAUAAGGUGCUGCUGUUAUCGGAAGGCAAUCCUUUGUAUUUUGGAAAGGGAGAAGAAGCCAUGGAUUACUUCUCGAGUAUCGGAUAUGAGCCAUCGGUUGCCAUGAAUCCUUCUGAUUUCCUGUUGGAUCUUGCAAAUGGUAUUGCAUCAUAUGAUUCUCAGGAGGAUCCAGCAGUGGUUAAGCAGGUUUUGAUUUCUGCUUUUAAGAACAACAUUGCUGAAAAUUUGAAAGUAGAAGUUCAAGAAAUCGACAUGGGCCCUCGCAGGGGAUUGGAAGACAAGCAGUGUGCUAGGUGGACCACAACUUGGUGGCAACAGUUUACAGUUUUGCUCAAAAGAGGAGUGAAAGAAAGGAAACACGAGUCAUUCUCUGGCCUUAAGAUUGGACAAGUCCUUGUGGUAGCUAUCCUUUCGGGGCUCCUAUGGUGGCAAUCCGGUAUAACUCACUUACAAGAUCAGAUAGGGCUUCUGUUCUUCUAUUCUGGAUUUUGGGGCUUCUUCCCACUCUUCCAAGCCAUUUUCACUUUCCCCCAAGAACGAUUGAUGCUCGAAAAGGAAAGAUCUUCGGGCAUGUACCGUCUCUCCUCAUAUUUCAUGGCGAGGAUCAUUGGUGACUUACCAAUGGAGCUUGUUCUCCCCACAGUUUUCCUCACCAUAACGUACUGGAUGGCCGGGCUCAAACCCAAAGCAGAAAAUUUCAUGGAAACCCUAUUUGUCCUCCUCUAUAGUGUCCUAGUUUCUCAAGGCCUAGGACUCGCUCUUGGCGCUGCAGUCAUGGACCAAAAAUCGGCCACAACGCUUGGAUCGGUCAUCAUGCUUUCAUUCCUUCUAGCCGGAGGGUACUAUGUUCAACAUGUCCCGGCUUUCAUAUCUUGGAUCAAGUACAUUUCUAUCAGUCAAUACACAUACAAGCUCUUGUUGGGAUCGCAAUACAAGCCCACCGAUACAUACCCGUGUGGCGACACUGGGACUUGUUUGGUUGGGGAGUUGCCUUCUAUAAAGCUCGUGGGACUCGAUGGACGAGUGUUGUCGGUGGUGGCUUUGGCUGUAAUGCUCAUAGGUUACAGGCUCAUGGCCUAUGUUGCCCUAAUGAGGAUUGGAGUGGCAAGAACAUAGGUUGUUUUUGUUCCAAACUGUGACAAAAGUUUUCUUUGGAUUACAGUGAGAAAUCUAGACGAGAUUCCAACUAUAUAGAUCGUAGAUAUGUACUAGGUUUUGUGUCAAAUUGAAGUUAUUAUCAAACAUGAAGCAUCAAACUAAG
Molecule: messenger RNA, 2070 nt
Organism: Camellia sinensis
Lineage: Eukaryota; Viridiplantae; Streptophyta; Magnoliopsida; Ericales; Theaceae
Product: ABC transporter G family member 9
Biological process (GO): transmembrane transport
Cellular component (GO): plasma membrane
Molecular function (GO): ATP hydrolysis activity; ATP binding; ABC-type transporter activity
Source: RefSeq, a predicted model, not a curated record